Molecule: messenger RNA, 891 nt
Organism: Alternaria atra
Lineage: Eukaryota; Fungi; Ascomycota; Dothideomycetes; Pleosporales; Pleosporaceae
Exons: 1
Coding region: 1-891 (296 amino acids)
Molecular function (GO): protein binding
Source: RefSeq, a predicted model, not a curated record
AUGGGAGUUUCAGCGAGCCUACCAAUGUACGCCGUUGAAGAUAUCUCUGGCAAGGGUAAAGGCAUCAUCGCGACCAAAGAUAUACCAAAGGGCACGCGAAUCAUCUCUGAAACAGCUUUCAUUACUGUAGGACGCCCAAUCGCAAACAUGGAGCAGCUGGACAUGUCUAUUCAUCAACAGGUCAGCUCUCUAAGCAAAGACCAACUACGCGAGUUUUUAUCUAUGGACAAUGUCUAUCCUUACGCCACUCCUAUAGAGAAAUGGCGUGGCAUCUUUCGAACGAAUGCCCUACCCAUGGGAUCGACUUUGGAUGCUGGGGGUAUUUUUAUGAAAGCAUGUCGAAUCAAUCACGCCUGUGACAGUAAUGCACAAAACUUUUGGAACGAGAACCUUGAUCAGCUCACGAUCCAUGCUGUAAGAGAUAUCCUUGAAGGGGACGAGAUCACAAUAUGCUACCUGAGCAGUCGCAGAGAUCGCAAGACGCGGCGGGAAGAGCUCCAGGAGAACUUCAAAUUCACAUGCUACUGUCGACUCUGCUCUUUACCACGCAACCAGAGCAGGAAGAGUGACGUGAAGCUGAACCGAAUCCACAAGUUAGACUGCAUAAUCGAUGAAGGUGGUGUACCGGGCCUCAUCUUGUCCUCCCGGCGAAUGCUGAGCUGUGUCGAUGAACAGGUCCGGCUUUGGAACGAACCGAUCUUGGAUGAAGUUGGUCUAGCCCAGGCAUAUCCCGACGCUUUCCAGAUUGUUAUCGCGAACGGCGACUUGGCGAGGGCCCGGAUAUUUGCAGAAAGACUGGUGCCACUAUACGUGACCACCAUUGGGGCCGACACUCCGGAUGUGAUACAGUACAAGAAACUAAUUCAAGACCCGACGACCCAUGAAUACUAA